UUAGGGUUUAGAAUUUAGGGUUUGUGUGUUCUGCUCAUAUUUUGCUUGAAGGUGACAGAGAUAGCAUAUACGCACCUUGGUAGCCCGCGAGCUCCGUUUAUAUUCUCGUGAUCCGAAACGCCUACUCUAAAAUCCUCAAAAACCCCUUCUUUCUUUGGCGGCGCCUCUUCGCCACCGAUGGAAGUGGUGAUCGCCUCCUCCCCGGUGGACGUCGGCUUCGGUUGUUGGGACCUACGCUCGGGCUUCGAGCAGCUCCGGUACCGCUCAUGCUCCUCCGCUCCACAUGGCCUCCUCUCCAUAGCCGGUCGCUUUCUCGCUUCCUCGCAGCUCCGCGAUUCCCCUUCCUCCGCCUCUUGCCCCAUUUUCUUCUGGUCCUGGGAUAAGCCUCAGGUGGAAGUUAGGAGCUUCCCGGUUGAGCCGAUUGGACCGCUUGUUUCCAAUUCAGAAGGCACUUACGUCAUGGGAGGAGGACCAUCCGGCAUUAUCUACCAAUGGGAGGUUGCUAGUGGGAAAUUGCUCACAUGGUGGCAUGCACAUUAUCGGUCUGUCACCUGUCUCACUCUCUCCAAGGACGAGUCUUUGCUAAUAUCAGGGUCUGAGGAUGGCUCUGUCAGAGUUUGAUCCCUUAUGAUGCUUCUGCUGGUGUUCUUUAUAGAUAUAGCUUUUCGGAACAUGCUUUACGUGUCACCGAUGUUGUUACGGGACAUGGGUUAUGCAACUCCAUUAUCAUCUCAACCUCAGAGGAUCGAACAUGUAAG
This is a messenger RNA of Musa acuminata AAA Group (dessert banana), 758 nucleotides long. RefSeq names its product protein ROOT INITIATION DEFECTIVE 3-like. The record is from RefSeq and is a predicted model, not a curated record. The coding region runs from base 178 to 621 and encodes 147 amino acids. Gene Ontology annotation, molecular function: protein binding. Lineage: Eukaryota; Viridiplantae; Streptophyta; Magnoliopsida; Zingiberales; Musaceae. Gene Ontology annotation, biological process: rRNA processing; DNA-templated DNA replication. The transcript is spliced from 4 exons. Gene Ontology annotation, cellular component: nuclear pre-replicative complex.